Molecule: messenger RNA, 1219 nt
Organism: Morus notabilis
Lineage: Eukaryota; Viridiplantae; Streptophyta; Magnoliopsida; Rosales; Moraceae
Exons: 9
Coding region: 211-1065 (284 amino acids)
Source: RefSeq, a predicted model, not a curated record
UUUUCUUCUCUUCUUUCUAGAAAUUUCUCACUUUUUUUCUUGUGUGCGAUCACUAAUGCCGGUAAAAUGUGAUGCUUGAAAUUUGAAGAAAAGUAGUCUUUUUUAACGCUACUGAUAUACGAACCAUUGUUGUUUGUUUUUGGGAAGAGGGAGAUUGGUGUUUGAGUUUAAAAAAUUUUGAACUCUAAAGCAAAGCAGUACAUAUCAGAAAUGGAAAACAAGGAUCAAUAUCGGCAAGAUUCGCAAUCCAAAUACGAAUGUCUUCUAUUUGAUUUGGAUGACACUCUCUAUCCUCUGGCCUCUGGUCUUUCAGCACAAGUCACCAGGAAUAUUCAAGAAUAUAUGCUUCAAAAGCUAGGAAUAGAGGAGAGUAAAGUCCCUGAACUUUGUAUUUCCUUGUACAAGGACUAUGGUACCACCAUGGCUGGUCUUAAGGCUAUUGGCUAUGACUUUGAUUAUGAUGACUUCCACAGUUUCGUCCACGGAAGACUGCCUUACAAUCUGCUAAAACCUGACCCUGUUCUGAGGAGUCUUUUGCUUAGCCUGCCUAUUCGGAAAGUUGUUUUUACCAAUGGGGAUAAGGCUCAUGGAGCUAGAGCGCUUAGCAGGCUAGGAUUAGAGGAUUGCUUUCAGGAAGUUAUGAGCUUUGAGACUCUGAACCCCACUACUAAUGAAAAUAUACCUGUAAAUACUAAUCCAAGCACUAGGAUUCUUGACGCUGAUGAAUAUCUGAAGCAACCGAAUACGGAUCUGGUACUCCCAAAGACUCCAGUUGUUUGCAAACCAUUUGAAGAUGCAUUUCAAAAAGUUUUCGAGAUAUCGAAAAUGAACCCUCAACGAACGUUAUUCUUUGAUGACAGCAUCCGUAAUCUACAGACGGGGAAAAGGUUGGGGCUCACCACUGUGUUGGUGGGCUCUUCUCACCGGAUAAGCGGUGUAGAUUAUGCACUAGAGAGCAUCCAUAACAUCAAGGAGGCAUUGCCAGAGCUAUGGGAAGCUGAAGAGAAGUCCACAAGUGUUAGAUAUUCCAGGAAAAUCGCAAUUGAGACAUAUGUACAAGCUUAGUUUCUUCUUAAUGUGGAUAAAAAUAUCAGGAUAUCCGAGCAGGCACUUGUAUUCCCAGUCUUUAAUGCUCGGUACUCCUAAUUUGAUGACGAAUAAAAUGUGUUAAACAUUAUCCCAGUUUUAUGUCAGGUGUUCACUACCACCUUUGAAAUUC